AUGAAUAUUGACGAAGCGAGUUCGGCGACUAACGUGACUCUACCUGUCCUCAGGGCGGCGCGGCGCACGGCGGGCAAAGUCGGACGGCUCGCCGUCAUCCUGAUGUGGGUGGGGCUUCGUUUCCACGUUCUCGGGUGCGAGCGGUCCGAGUGCGGGUCCGAGUCGACGGAGCCGGAAGGCGUUCUGACGACGCCGUGUUACCCACAAAACUACGGCAACUCCGCCAGCUGCCGCUGGAUCCUGCGGGCUCCGCCGGGCUUCGCGGUGCAGAUAUCCUUCGAGGACUUUGAGCUGGAGGAGGCGCCGGGGUGCAUCUACGACCGUCUGGUCGUCGGCACGGGGAGCGGGGAGGUCAAGUUCUGUGGUUUGACUGCCGCGGGCCUGGUGCUCAACUCCAGCGGCAACGUCAUGGAGCUCCGCUUCACUUCUGACUUCAGCGUUCAGAAACGAGGCUUCAAGAUCAGCUUCAGACACGUCGUCGUGGCAUUGAGAAAUCAGAAGGUGAGCAUCGUCGGCGACAACGUUCCGGCGGCCCAAGUAGCGUCUUCCAUCGUCGUGCCGACGCUUCAUCACCUGACUCUUUGCUUGGAGAUGGAGCGCAGCGGGCCGCCGCAGCAGGCGGAGUGGAUCUUCACGUACCUCGACGCGGACGGGAAUCCGGCGUUGGCUCUAGGCGCGGAAAACGGCCGCGUCAGGCUGGUUUUGGAGGGCGCCACCUGCUCGCUGGACUCUGUCGUCACACCGGCGGACUGGACCACGUCCAUGAGCGGCUUGUGCUUGCUGUGGGCGUCGUCCGGCGGCCGCGUGGGCAUCUACUUCAAGGGCGACCAUUGGACCAAGACCUGCUCGGACUCAGCCGGCCUCUCCGUAUCGGGCGGUGGCACCUUUCGCCUCGGAGGUCCUAGCGGCUUUCGGGGUAACGUGUACAACGUCCGCCUUUGGAACUACGCCAUGACGGUGCGGCAGCUAGAGGCGCUCACCUGCCACGCGGCGGGAAAUGUCAUCGACUGGGACAACGGCUUCUGGGAUGUACCGCCCGCCCUGGCCCGGACCGACUCUGCCCUCAGCUGCGGGCAGCAGGUGGAAAAGACUGUGAGCAGGAUGGUGCUGGUCUCGCAGGAUGUUGUGCACUCUUCUCAAACAGCGAGUGGAGUAGAUGGUGCUGAUCUCAGGGAGAGUCAUUCCUAUGAUUCUCCCGGCAGCUUUCACCACGCGCUGGAGCGCCUGCUGCUUCCUCAGGUAAUAGAGGCGUUGUUGUGCCUUACCCACCGCUGUGGAGAUGUGGUCCCCCCAGGACAGGUCCUCAGUCACUGUUACCCCCAGGAAUUUGAAGCUUCUCACCCUCUCCACCACAUCGUUGCCGAUAGUAAGAGGCUGAUGGAUGAUGUGACUCCCCUUACGGAAAUCCACCACGACCUCCUUGUCCGUUUCAUCGUCGUUGGAGAUGAGUCCGAGCACUGUGGUGUCGUCGACAAACUUGACGAUGAGGUUGGAUGCAGAGGAGGCGGAGCAGUCAUGAGUGUACAGGGUGUAAAGCAGAGGGCUCAGGACACACCCUUGAGUGGACCAGCUUAUCACCCCUCGCCUGCUAAGAGUCGCGUGACAACUUUAUUUGGCCAUUCAGGUACGACCCCGCAAGGCGACGACCCGCUCCACACCAACUGCGACCGGGCUCACCAGGAAUGUCCACCAGAUGAAGUGAUGACGGUCACCCUCCUUGUGUUGUCUCUCCUGGCCACGUUCGUUCCCGCAGCCGCUUCCUCCCCCGCUGAUGCCACUAACAUCAUCCAUGCUACUAAUGCAACAAACGCAGAAGGUCGACACAGGUUCCUCACCAAUCGCGGGAUUCGCUGUCUAACACGUUACAAUGUUUACGAAAUCGUGAUCAAUGAUAGGACUGAUAACGGUUGUAGUCCGGGACUGUUUUUAAUGAUGGCUAUUGUUUACUUCCUGUCACGUGUGCAUGGCUGGCACCGCUUCCUGGGGGCAGCGUCUACGCAGCAGCACGUCCAGUCUGUUAGUGAACGCCACCAUCUACCACCUGAGCACGCGGCCCCACCGCCUGCAAGGACCCAUGUAUACCUGGUCACGGACGACAAUGUCACGCCGGCACCUCCGACCCCCAGGCCGCCCGUCUCCUUGCCCCGUUCGUCGUCCUUUCUGGGAAAGGUCCCCACGCGGUCCACAAAGACUAGUUCCAUCGAUUUGCGGAGCCGGCGGAUGCGUGUUGGUGUUUUUGCUUCCGUAGCCCCGAAAGUUCCUCCUCAGGGCCCUCCCCCUUUGAGGCACCCACCCGCUCCGCAAAUAUCUGAAGCCGCGCCCUCUUUAGUGCUCGGUCCACCCCCUCCCCGUCGGCCAGGUGGGCGGAGGCCUUUCCUGGCAUUGGUCUCCACCCCGCUCAUCUCGCAGGGCGGUCGCCGGCCAGGCGGUUCCCGGCCGAGCCAUCGCCAGCCAGAGGCUACGGGACUCCCGCCGAGUUCUGCCACGCUCAUUGCCAAGCCUGUCCAGCCACAAGCUUACUCCGUCGGCGUUGCAGCAAAAACAGGAACGGGGGACUUCAGAACAUCUACUGUCUGGAGGGUGACGAGCACCUCCCCCGGCUGGACCGAUCCUGUGACUUCUGAGAACUCUUUAUUUCCGCCGCGCCGGCCGACACCUAUUCUCCACGUCUCGAACCCGAAAGAUGCGAUCGGAAGCUCAUCGGCUCCUCCUUCGAUGUCGACUCUUCAUUCCCUAGUUUGGCCCAAUUUACCCCCGGCGCGCGUCAGCAUCUUCGAGGCUUCUCAGGCACGGCCGAGCAGGAACUUUGGAACUUUUCCGUUCCCCACACCUGAAAGUGGGUUUGUCCCCCCACGGUUUGAUGGGACGUCUGCGGCGACAGUUCGCUCCCCUUGGCUUUCUUAUGCCACGAGCGGCGGGACGAAAGAUUCACCCGACACGGGACGGGACGCGGGACUGUGGACAACUAGCAUUCAGUUUCGCACUGCGUCCUACCUGCGGACUUCGGGCUACAAACACUUUACGGGCUCCUCCCGCCGCCCGGUUCUUCCACAUUUUACCCCGACUCUUCCUCCUCUGCUGAGUCUUCCCCUUCCUGGUGUGUCACCUCUUGGUCACGUGACCACUCCACCUCCUCAUACCUCUCCUCAUCAUGUGACCCCUCUGCUCCCUGAUUUGAGUCUCCUUUCUCAAUUACAGUUGCCGCCUCCUAAUUUGACUCCACCCCUCUCUCAUUUGACUCCUCCGCUUAAUCGACCGACGACCCCUGCUCUGACUCCACCCCCUACACGCCUCUCGGCCACAGGUUCUCCAGUUUUUCCCGCUCUUACGUCGGCCACGCCUCCUCAGAGAGACUCGACUUCACGUCGGUUGACAAACACCGGAUCUUCCUCCUCUGCACUCCUGCCACCGAGCCCCUGGCCUACCCACGUGCGCCAUCCCAUAAACGACAUUGCUGCAGGGCUUUGGGGGGUGUGUCCUCACAAGCACGAUUGGACGCGGGACAAGGCCACGUUCUACAGACUGGCCGUGGAGGUGCACGACCAGAGCUCCACCCUAACUCCAGCUGACGUUGAGGAAGCGGUGACCUAUUGGCUGAACGAGACUUUCCACAACUGGACUCGCACCGCCUCCGUGGACCGGCUCAGAUUAGAACUCAUGGCUGCGUCGUACGAUGUUCACUUCGAGCUGUCGCGCAGCUUUUUGUGCCGCGCACUGCUACGCCACGGCGAUGCGAGCGACAACAUCGUUGAUGUCCCCGCAGCGGUCCGGGACAGGAUCUACGGUGGUGACCCUCACAUCGGAGCCGGCCUGGAGGUCCACGCUCACACGUUACACAUCAGCCCCUUGGAGAACUGUCCAGAAGACGACACCAUUCACUACCGCUGGCCUGAGAGUCGGCCCAGUACGUCCCACUUUCUGCCUUGCUUCCCCAACAAGGAACAGAGUGCCACCCGCAGCUGCUUAAUAAACCUUAGCAACUUUUCAUCGGUCUGGUCACCCGCCGACUUCAGCAACUGCACCGACAUCGACGCCAUCCAAGUGUCAGCAGAGAACGCAGCAGAGGUGGCCGCGCAACUGGCCGCCAUCGCCGACAAUCAGUUGUCCCGGGAGGAGGUGUCCAAAGUGGUGGGCAAAGUGCAGCAGAUUGUAGACGUGGCCAACAUUAACACCAGCUUGGCAUCCGCCGUGGUCGCCGUCAUCUCCAACGUGAUGAGCAGCCCCCACAGCGCUCUCGCUCACGCCUCAGACAGGGCGUUGAAGGCGGUGGAUCAUCUUUUGGGCAAGUUGCAGUUUGAAGGUUCCAGCGUCACCAUUAGGUCCAAACGUCUGGCUUUGGGGGUGUCGGCCUUCAACGCGUCCGUCUUCAACGGGACGUCCUUCAGCGCUUUUAUCCCGACAAAUUCCACUGACCCACAGAUUGACUUCAAAUCAGAACGAAGGAAUUCGCUGGCACGGAUCACGCUCCCGCCCUCGCUGCCGUUGGGGUCGGAGGACUCGCCGCCGACACGCAUCAACUUUAUGUUCUUCGGCACUGCCAGUCUCUUUCAGAUGGAGCAGGACGGACGGGCGCUGGUCAGCUACGUGGUGGCGAGCAGCGUAGGAAACCGCAGCAUCAGAAACCUGAGGGAUCCUGUGGAGAUUCACAUCGCUCAUCUGUCACCUCAAACCAUCCUCAGUCCAGUCUGCGUCUUCUGGGACUUCAGCAUGAACGGUGGCUCCGGAGGCUGGAAUGGCGCAGGUUGCCGCGCGUCCAAGGAAUCUGGCAUCAACAGAACGGUUUGCCUGUGCGACCACCUGACGCACUUUGCCGUCCUCAUGGAUAUUUCCGGAGUGUCGCCGCACAUCGAUCGGCGUAACAACCGCAUCCUGACCUUCAUCACGUUCAUCGGCUGCGGCGUGUCGGCCGUCUUUUCGGCCGCCACGCUGCUCACGUACGUCGCCUUUGAGAAGUUGCGUCGAGAUUACCCGUCUAAAAUCCUGAUGAAUUUGAGCGCGUCGCUACUGCUCCUCAACCUGAGCUUCCUGCUCAACGGCUGGUUGUCGCGGCACCGUGGCGAAGCCCCGUGCAUCGUGGCGGCCGCCCUGCUGCAUUACUUUCUGCUGACCUCGUUCACGUGGAUGGGCCUGGAGUCGGUGCACAUGUACAUCGCGCUGGUCAAAGUCUUCAACACUUACGUGCGCAGAUACAUCCUUAAGUUUUGCCUCCUGGGCUGGGGCAUUCCCGCCGUGUUGGUGGUCUCGGUCCUGGCGGUGGAUAAACGCUCCUACGGACCCCAGGAGUAUGGCGGCGGAACCUUUGGUGAAGGAUCAUCACAUUUCUGCUGGAUCCGAAACGCCGUGGUGUUCUACGUGGCCUGCGUGGCCUACUUCUGCCUCAUCUUUCUGCUCAACGUGGCAAUGUUUGUGGUGGUCAUGCUGCAGAUCUGCGGACGCAACGGCAAACGAGGAAGCCGCACGCUAAAAGAGGAGGUGUUGCGCAACCUUCGCAGCGCGGUCAGCCUUACUUUCCUGCUCGGGAUGACUUGGGCCUUCGCCUUCUUCGCCUGGGGGCCGGUCAGCCUCGUCUUUGUUUAUCUCUUCGCCAUCUUCAACUCGUUGCAAGGACUUUUCAUCUUCCUCUUCCACUGCGCCCUCAAAGAGAACGUUCAGAAGCAGUGGAGACGCACGCUUUGCUGCGCUCGCUUCAGACUCUCCGACAACUCGGAUUGGAGCAAAACAGUGAGCAACAAUACCAAGAAAGCCACCUCGGAGCAGGCCGGGCAGUCCUCGUCAUCGGGCUCUUUUGCCUCCAGCGCCGCCAACUGGACAGCCAAGGCCAAAAUCACCCUCACACCUUUCAUCAACACAGAAAAAACAAAGGCGGAGCCCAUCUCCUCAUCAGUCCUUCCCGUCGGCCAGAUGAUCGACAAGGUCAAAGGUUACUGCUCGGCACGCUCCGACGGCUCCUAA
Nerophis lumbriciformis (worm pipefish) is the source of this 5952-nucleotide messenger RNA. The record is from RefSeq and is a predicted model, not a curated record. NCBI's taxonomy places the organism in Eukaryota, Metazoa, Chordata, Actinopteri, Syngnathiformes, Syngnathidae.